Drosophila busckii is the source of this 3026-nucleotide messenger RNA. It is a transcript of the gene su(Hw), whose product is annotated as protein suppressor of hairy wing. Lineage: Eukaryota; Metazoa; Arthropoda; Insecta; Diptera; Drosophilidae. Bases 90 to 2786 code for a protein of 898 amino acids. The record is from RefSeq and is a predicted model, not a curated record. Gene Ontology annotation, molecular function: RNA polymerase II cis-regulatory region sequence-specific DNA binding; DNA-binding transcription factor activity. The transcript has 7 exons. Gene Ontology annotation, biological process: regulation of transcription by RNA polymerase II.
UGGUUUGUGACGCUCAAUUCUUGUGUGCGAAGCAAGCGAGUGUAUUGGAAUUUAGUCCUGCUGCCUGGCCGCAACACAAUCAAGCAACAAUGAGCGCCACUAAGGAGGCCAAAAAAACAGACGCCGCCGAGGCAGGUUCUGGGCCUAGUGAAAAUGGCGAAGCCAUUAUAAGAAUUGUUGAUGUCACGCCAGCCAAAGAGAAACGUACAGGUGUGCGCGUCAAGCUUCUGAACGAGAUGUGUGCGACGCCGAAAGGGAAAGCCUCGCCAAAGUCGGAGAAGCGCGUGAAAAUACUCAACAACACUGAAUCUACAAAGAGCCCCAAGCGCACUGCCACGAAAACAAUUAGUCCAGCAGGCAGUGCUGUUAAGAUAUUAAAUGAUAAGCGUACAGUGUCCACCACCGCAAAAGUGUCGACAACCAAGCUCAAGCCGUCACCCAAUAAGAAGAAGAAAAUGGAUCACUAUGUGCUGCAGGCAAUAAAAAGCGAGGGCAGCAAGGCAGACAGCAACACAACCACUGUGACUGUGGAUGACGAUGAUACCAUUGAUUUUAUUAUAACUGAGAAUGAUGAAAUUGAAAUUGUACCAGAGAAAGCUACAGAUGAUGAGUUUGUGGUCUCCGGCGUAGAUGAGGAAAGUGAUGAGGAGGAAGAUGAUGACAACAGUGUGACCUUGGAUAAAGUGAAGGCAAACAAAACUGCUGGUGGGCUCACCAAUGAUAUUAAGGAGAUUGUGGAGCACGUAUGUGGCAAGUGUUACAAGACAUUCCGACGUGUCAAGAGUCUAAAAAAGCAUUUGGAGUUCUGUCGCUACGACAGUGGCUAUCAUCUACGCAAGGCGGAUAUGUUAAAAAACCUGGAGAAGAUCGAAAAAGAUGCAGUUGUAAUGGAGAAAAAAGACAUUUGCUUUUGCUGCAGCGAAAGUUACGACACUUUUCAUUUGGGUCACAUCAAUUGCCCGGAUUGUCCCAAGUCGUUCAAGACACAAACAAGCUAUGAACGUCAUAUAUUUAUAACUCACUCCGAGUUCAAUGACUAUCCUUGCUCCAUAUGCAAUGCAAAGCUGCGCAGUGGAGCGCUACUGAAACUACAUGAGGAGCAGCAUCAGUCACGUGGCAAACCAUUUGCCUGCAAGAUCUGUGGCAAGGACUUUACGCGCUCCUAUCACUUGAAGCGCCAUCAGAAGUACUCCUCGUGCUCGGCCAAUGAGAAUGACACCAUGAGCUGCAAGGUGUGCGAUCGCGUCUUUUAUCGCCUGGACAAUCUACGCGCUCAUCUAAAGCAGCAUCUGGGCACGCAGGUGGUAAAGAAGCCUGAGUACAUGUGCCAUGUUUGCAAGAACUGUUUUUACAGUUUAUCCACGCUCAACAUUCAUAUACGCACACACACUGGCGAGAAGCCUUUCGAUUGUGAUUUGUGUGAGAAAAAGUUUUCUGCCUUGGUGGCUCUCAAGAAGCAUCGACGCUAUCAUACGGGUGAAAAGCCCUACACCUGCACAGUUUGCAGUCAAUCCUUUGCCGUUAAGGAGGUGCUGAAUCGCCACAUGAAACGUCAUACAGGCGAGCGUCCACACAAGUGCAACGAAUGCGGCAAGAGCUUUAUACAGGCCACACAGCUGCGCACGCAUUCCAAGACACAUCUGCGCCCUCAUGCCUGCGAUCAAUGCACGCAAAAGUUCAAAACUGAGAAACAACUGGAGCGCCAUACCAAGGAGCACUCUCGCCUUAAGCGUCCCUCAUUUGGCUGCACCGAUUGCACACGCAGUUUCCGCACAGCUGCGCUACUUAAGGAGCAUGUGGAUGCUGGCGAUCAUUCGCCUGUAAAACCAACACGCACUAAGCGUCCUGCCAAGGUUAUCGAGCGCACAGAUUGCGCCAUUUGCGACAAGAACUUUGACAGCAGCGAAACAUUGCGUAAACACAUACGCAAUGUGCAUGAAUGCGAUCCGGAUGAUAUAUUCGGCACUGAGCCGGCAAGCAAGCGCAAGGCCAAGAAAGCAAAGGAUGUUGAAGAGGAGCUCGAACCGGAGGAUACCGCCAAUACAUCAGCGGGCUCGCUGAUUUCUAGUAAGACAGACAAUAAUGGCGUUGUAGUGCGUGAGUUCUUGGUGGAUGAGGGCGAUGGCAGUGCCCAAACCAUCUUGCUGGAGAACGAAGUGUAUACAAUUUUGCCCUUGGAGGGUGAAAGUAAUAGCGAAGCACCUGCUGCGGCAACAGCUACAAAGAGCAAACCAGUGAAGCCAGAGUCCAAGGAGAAGCAGGAACAAGUGACGUCGCCAGUGGUUAAGAAAGAGCAGCGCAAAUCUUUAGCUGCCAGCUUGGCAGCUGCCAUUGCAGACAAUCUGGAGGAGCCAUCGAGCGAUGAUGAGUUUAGCGGCGAGGUGCUUACCGAAGAGGACAUCAAGCUGAAGGAGAAUGUGGCCAAGCUUAUUGACAUGCUGGUCGAUCCGCAAACACUGAAGAAAUACAACUGGCCAAACAGCUCCGAGGAGACGGUGCUCUGCAAGGUUAUUGAAAACUGUGGCCACGAUCUGGCCAAGGGAGCCGAAAACUACGCUGAACUGGGCUACGGCAGCCGCAUGCGUGAAUAUUGCAAACUGCUCUUCACCGUGGUCAUACACAACGAUUCAAUCAAGUCGCUGCUCAACAAUUUCCCCAUUGACGAUGUUAUUGAGUACGUGCUGGGCGACGAGGACGCCGAUGGCGAGGAGGCCAAUGAGAAAAACCUGUCAGACAACGAUAUUUCAGCGGAUGCAAAUGAAGAAGCAGAGGCCGUUGAAGCUUAAAUCGAAACCUUUUUUGAACUUUAUACAUUUUGUACAUAUGUGAAGGGUAUUCACUAUGAUUCAGACAAACUUUAUACCUAUAUGAACUUUAAAUCUUUUGCGUUUUUUACAUUAUUUGUACGGUAGAUCAACGUGAAUACCUAAAGCUUAGUUUUAUAUGCAUUUUGGUUUCGGAUCGAACACUAAGUGACCUUUCAACUCUAUUAUAUACCACCCAUUGAAUUGUUAACGUAAUAAAUU